Molecule: messenger RNA, 927 nt
Organism: Rubroshorea leprosula
Lineage: Eukaryota; Viridiplantae; Streptophyta; Magnoliopsida; Malvales; Dipterocarpaceae
Source: the annotation of a GenBank genome assembly
AGCAUUCGUUGGCCGCGUCAGCUCCUCCUGCUGUCGCGGCCAUCGUUUGAUCUAAUUAGCUUUUCUCCAUUAACAGAAGAAGCUUGAAUUUGCUUUAGUUAAAUAUAUAACAAAUAAAAGGAAUGGUGGAGGGAUCUUCGUCAUCAUCAUCGACGUCGUCGUUGGGUGAGACGGAGGCGGAGGAGUUGCAACGGAUGCCAUUAGUGCCACCAAUAUGGAAGAACAAGAAGCAUUUGUCCAAGCAGCUGUCAAUGUGCGAAACAUCUCGCGACAUCGCAUGGGAGAAGCGACGACGCCAGAUUCUCCAACAGGAGCGGCGGAAAAAUGGUAUCAUCGACACGGAGGAUUUAACGGAUGAAGACUUGCACGAGCUCAAAGGGUGCAUAGAGCUUGGAUUCGGGUUCAAGGAAGAGGCGGCGGGUCAACAGUUGUGCAAUACUUUGCCUGCUUUGGACCUUUACUUUGCGGUGAACCGACAGCUUUCCCCUAGCCCAGUGUCGACACCACAGAGUCGCGCGUCGAGCUUGUCUCCCCUGGGUGGCCGGUCUUCGUCAUUUGAAAGUCCGAGAAGCGACUCUGAGUGGAAAAUUUGUAGCCCAGGGGAUAAUCCUCAGCAAGUGAAGACUAGGUUGAGGCAUUGGGCACAAGCUGUUGCAUGUUCUCUAAUGCAGUCAUAUUGAAGUGUGGGAUGGCCUGUAGAGAUACAAACAGGGAAAAUGGACUAGAGACAGAUACAGAGAGGGAGUGUGUGUGAGUGAGAGGUUGGCUUUAAUUAUUUAGGAAUUUUCUUUUAACUAAACAGAAAGCGAAGAGGAAAAUGCCACUGCUGGCUAUUUAUGCCGUAAGAAUGCGAGAAAAAAAAAUGCCAGUAGAGCAUUUCAGGGUAUUUUUAUCCUCUUCUGAGUUGAAUCAAAAACUUUAAUUGUU